AAUGCUUAGCGAUAUCAGUCGUAAUUAAGGAUUAUACAAAGCACUUUUUUUAAUCAUAGGAUUAGUGCUUAUUGUAUUUUGUUUCUUUUUUAAUGUGGCUGAACUAGAUUCGUCAGUGGUAAAAGGAAAAUAUUACCUCACAUUUUCGUCGAGAACUCAUUCAUCAUUUGAAGGACUAGAUUGUUAUGAAGACAUAGCAGAUUGCAAAGGUGAUUCUUUUUGCAAAACAGUUAAAACAACUCCUUAUUUAGGUGGAUUUGCCUUGGGAUUUAUAGGAUUAGUUAUCUUGUUUUCAUUAGGUGAAUCGGUCAUAAGUAGAUUUAUUAAAAAAUAUCAUAUUUGGAUAAUCGAAUUGGUAUUCUUAUUCUUUGCAUGGGCAUUGAUAUUGGUGAUUCCUAUUUUGUAUUUGACAACAAAAGGAAGUACUUGGAAUUUAUGUUGGCUUCCAAUAAUAUUUGAAUUUGCUGCAUUGAUUUCAACAAGCAUUUCAGCCUUUCUUUAUUAUAAAAGUAAUGAAAGCAAAGGACCAGGACUAUUAUCAUGAU
This is a messenger RNA of Paramecium pentaurelia, 545 nucleotides long. The record is from the annotation of a GenBank genome assembly. NCBI's taxonomy places the organism in Eukaryota, Ciliophora, Oligohymenophorea, Peniculida, Parameciidae.